GUUCAGUAAGAAUUAGUGACGACGACGGGAGUAACUGACUGUCUUUCAGUCACGUAGUCACGUUUGCUAUGGCGUAUGUGUAACAGUUCCUUUGAUCGGCGUGUAGUGUUGCGUUUCAUUGUGAUUUAACAAUAUUAGUAAAAUAAAUAUUACAAUUCUUUAUACAAGGUUUAUUAUGUGUGUAUGGGAAUAAAUUAAACGGAAAGCAAUUUUUUAUUUUAAUAUGAAAAAUCGUAUCGACAAAGAGUAACAUAGUUUUGUGAAUAUUGAUCGACAAAUUGGCGGGAUAUUAUUGUGCGUUUUACGAUCUUAGAAAAGAUACGACUGAAAUAGGUUAGUCUCAUUGUGCCAUCAUGCAACAAAUGAAACGCGUGAUGUAUGUAAGUUGAUGAUACUCGUGAUUUACACUAGUUCAUCUCCGUGAAAACGUAUGAUUUCGAAGUCCAGAAGAAGAGUGAAAAGAAUCGCUAUUACUAAUAUCUGACAUUUGCGUGAACAUGAUGUAAUGCGAGUGAACCAAUAGUUUAUAAAGUUGAUUAAAUCCUGAUGAUAUCCUCCAGAGUAACUUGACGCGAAAAUUUCUUGCCUGCUAUUACAAAAUUGUUAUUGAUAGCGAUUAAAAGCAUUAUUAAUAACCGUCAAUUUCAAAUAUAGAUACGGUUUAUAAUUUAAAUAAUUCAAAACAUCGUGCUGUCGUUCGUAUACCAGUGACCAAUUCUACAAACAAAAUGGGUCUAUUCCGGAAGGUUAAUGACAGAAUACCGAGGAGAGCGAUUCUAGGCGCGAUGAUGUUUUUAGCUUGUAUGUUUUCAUACAUGAUUCGUACAAAUUUGUCGAUUACCAUUGUUGCUAUGGUAAAUGCAACUAGUAAAAGUGGAGCAAGUGGUCCAGCAUGUUCUGCCCCCAUCGCCACUAAUAGCAGUAACAGUACUUAUAAACCUACUAUACUUCCAGACUAUGGCGAACGAUUUGAGUGGAAUCAGCAUAUACAAGGUCUUUUACUUUCUGGCUAUUUUUACGGAGUUAUCCCAGCAAGUGUACCUGCUGGUCUUUUAGCUGAAAGAUAUGGAGGUUCGAAAGUAGUAGCAUUUGCAACGUUGAUACCUGCAGUACUAAACCUUUUGAUGCCUUGGGCUUCUGGUAUACAUUAUGGUUUAGUGUUUGCACUUCGUUUUUUGAUGGGCUUCUUUGGAGCAGCUGUUUAUCCUGCUCUUCAUGCAAUGAUUGCAAGAUGGGUUCCUCCUAGCGAGAAGGGUAUAUUUGUAUGGACAAUGCAAGGUGGACCUUUUGGAACUGUAGUCACGUUUACAUUAUGUGGCCAAAUAAUUAGUGCUUUUGGUUGGAAAGCUGCAUAUUAUGUUACGAGUGUUCUUAUACUGAUUUUUUAUGCUUUAUGGGUUCUUCUUAUAUAUGAUACCCCUGAUCUUCAUCCAAAUAUCACAGAAAGUGAAAAAGCUCACAUCAAAGAACAAAUAGGUACUUCUGUCUCUAAACAGAAAGUAAAAUUACCAGUGAGAGCUGUUGCUACAUCAGUACCGUUCAUAGUUCUGUUAUGGGCUCAUUUUGCAAACAUGUGGGGUAUAUACUUCAUCGCUACAAACGGACCAAAGUAUACAUUGGAAGUUCUUGGUUUUAAUAUGAAAUCGGGAGGGUCAAUUACAGGAUUACCUUACAUAGCAAGACUUGGCGCUGGUGUAUUGUUUGCUGCAGCUGGUGAUUAUGUUCGAAAGAAAAAUAUUCUUACUUUAAAAUGGAUUAGAAAAAUAUUUAUGAUUUUCUCACAUAUGGGUCCUGCAUUUGCUUUGAUUAUAAUGACGUACGUUGGUUGUGAUGCAGUAACUGCAAUCGUUAUGUUAAUAGUAGCACUAACUUUUAAUGGAGCUGCAUGCCAGACCAGUUUACAAAAUCAUCAAGAUCUUGCACCGAAUUUUGCUGGUUCUUUGUAUGGUAUUAUGAAUACUUUUGGCAGUUUUGCUGGAUUUAUUAUUCCACCAGUUAUUGGCGUUUUAACAAAUGAAAGGAAUGGAGUAGAAGAAUGGCGUGUUAUGUUCUGGAUUUCAUCAGCAGUUUUUACAUCUGCAACAGUACUCUUUUGGUUAUUUGGUUCAGCAGAAAUUCAACCAUGGAAUGAUUUAAGUCAGCAGAAAGUACAGACGAUUCCUGAUGAAGAAACACGAAUGACUGAAAUACCGACUAAAGAAUCACGCGUGGAAGAAGAAGAAGAAGACAAUGAAUAUAAAGCAUCAUUAUAAUUAAAAAAUUGUAUCUUUAAAGAAGAUAAUACUAUAUUCAUUUUUAUUAAUUUA
Bombus huntii is the source of this 2306-nucleotide messenger RNA. RefSeq names its product sialin-like. The record is from RefSeq and is a predicted model, not a curated record. Gene Ontology annotation, cellular component: plasma membrane. Gene Ontology annotation, molecular function: transmembrane transporter activity. Gene Ontology annotation, biological process: transmembrane transport; monoatomic anion transport. NCBI's taxonomy places the organism in Eukaryota, Metazoa, Arthropoda, Insecta, Hymenoptera, Apidae. The transcript has 11 exons. The coding region runs from base 729 to 2252 and encodes 507 amino acids.